Molecule: messenger RNA, 4420 nt
Organism: Megalopta genalis
Lineage: Eukaryota; Metazoa; Arthropoda; Insecta; Hymenoptera; Halictidae
Source: RefSeq, a predicted model, not a curated record
GAAGACUCGUCGUGUUCGUGACUCGUGCUGCCGAUCGACAGUAGCGUGAAGGCAGUCCGAGAGAAUGACUCGUCGCGCGCGUUCCAGCGUCUUGCGGCUGGUGGCCGUCGUGGCCCUGCUCGCGCCCUUCGCCGCGGCCAUCUCCAAGAACGAUUUAUACCCUUACGGGACCCCCGGGUCCUCGAACCUCCAGACGGACGCAAACGGGAUGCUGCUGUCCGCCGAGACCGCCCUGAAGACGCCCAUCGCAUUCUACGAUAAGACCUACAGCAGUAUAUUCGUGAACGGGAAUGGCGUCCUCUCCUUCGCUAGAGCGAUGCAAAGGUUCUUCAACAUCCCGUUCCCGCUGGACGAUCCGGUUAUCGCGCCGCUCUACACCCACGUCGACACGAGAGGCUCCGGAAGGGUCUAUUACGGCGAAACAGAUUCACCGGAAGUUCUCGCGAGAGCCGGAGGAAUGGUGCGACACGCUUUCAAGGACGCGGCUGAUUUCGUGCCCACGCACGUGUUCCUAGCCACCUGGCUGGACGUUGGAUACUUCAACGAGAAGAGCGACAAGGUGAACACUUACCAAGUAGCGAUCUCGUCGAACGGCACGCAUUCCUACGUCGAGCUACUGUACCCGGAUAAUGGUAUCCAGUGGAUCCAAGGUGAAUCGCACCCCAGCGGCCUGCCAGACGCGAAGGCGCAGGCAGGAUUUAUGAGCGAAGGAAGAAUGUACACCGUGAAGGGUUCCGGGACGGAUCAGAUUCAGAACGCCGACAAGUGGUCGAACGUGAACAGACCGGGACAAUGGCUGUUCCGAGUUGGUCCAGCAUUGAACGACGACGAAGUUAAACUACCGGAUAACAUUGAGGACAUCAGCGCAACGAACCAGGUGGCCAGCUGCAGAACCGGAGCAACGACUUGCCACAGCAAAGCGUCGUGCAUGGACUACGAGGUCGGGUUCUGUUGCCACUGCAAGCAAGGAUUCUUCGGGAACGGGAAAUCCUGUCAGCCGAAUGAUGUCCCACUUCGUGUAAUUGGCCGCAUCUCCGGCACGAUCAACAAUGUUGAAUUCCCAGCGAGAGAUUUGCAGUGUUAUGUCCAAACAAAGGAUGGAAGAACGUACACCGCUCUGUCCCGUGUGCCGGAUGAGAUCGGCCCGAACUUCCAACUGCUCGGCAGUCUCGGUGAAGUGAUUGGCUGGCUGUUCGCGAAACCUAUUGGAAAGACGAAGAAUGGCUAUGAACUGACAGGCGGCUUCUUCAACCACACGGCAGUAUUGACGUUCGGCUCGACGGGCGACAAGGUGACGAUUCGCAACAAUUACCUCGGCUUGGACGUGUUCGGCCAGUUGAAAAUGGAGGCUGAGGUGACAGGUACGUUGCCGCAACUGUCGAGGGACACCCGGGUCAGCCACGGCGACUACGAUGAACUUUAUACCAGAGUGCAAUCGGGCAUAAUUCGCGCUCAGAGCGAACGAACUUCGAAAUUGAACGACGGUUCCGGGGAACGGGAUAUGGUCUUCACGUUGGACCAGACGAUCAUUUAUAACGAGUGUUCCUACCUGCUCGUUGACCCCGAGGACGACACAACGAGGCUCAAGUACUUCAGAGGUGUGACGACUUACGAGGCCACCGAGGGCAUUAUCCGGUUCGCCGUAAACACGAAGGUCGCGCCGCUCGAGGAGGAGGACCCUUGCAUUAAGGGAAAGGAGACCUGCCCCGACUAUAGCAAUUGCGUCGUCGUUGGCGAUAGGUUCAAAUGCGAAUGCAACUCUGGAUUCCAUUAUCUCUACGAAGAGGACGGCACCGCGACCUGUGUGGAUGUGGACGAAUGCACAGCCGGCAAUCACAUGUGUUCUCCGGAUGCGCAGUGCAUUAACCAAGAGGGUAGCCACACCUGCGAGUGCCGGGCUGGCUUCUCCGGGGAUGGCCGGGUUUGCGAUAAGAUUCCCUCCUGCGAGGACGUUCGCUGCGACAAUUACAAGACCUGCGUGAUGAUCGACGGCGUGCCUAAUUGCGUUUGUACAUCGGGUUUCGAGGAAACGGAGCAGGGUUGCUAUCCUAUCCAGCGAGGUUUCUGCGAAGUCGAGAACAACUGCUCUUCAAACGCCAUCUGCAUCCUGAACGAGGAUAAACCCGUGGUCUGCAUGUGCUUGCCCGGUUUUCUUGGGGAUGGUUACACGUGCCAGCCUGAGACGGACGUGUCCACGACGGACACGCCGCAACCGCAGUGCUUGCAAAAUAGGUGCUGGUGCCCGGGCGGUUGGGAGUACCGGGAUUACGAAUGCGUGCGCCAGGAGGAGGAGUCGAGGACCGUCUACUACCAGCGAGACCUAUCGGCACGCCCAAUCCCGGAAUGCUUGGAAGACUACUGCAUAUGCCCCUGGGGAUACGAUUACAACCGCACGGAGGAGAUUUGCAUGCCCCGACCAGGAUACAACCACGAAACGAUGGGCCCAUCAGGAGUUCACUUACCGUGCAACGUGGUGAACAGGUGUCAUCCCUACGCGCAGUGUGUAUACGUAACGAGUACCGGUGACUACGAGUGCCGCUGUAAUCCCGGCUUCAACGGAAAUGGCGUCGAGUGCACGAAAACAGAAGUGUCCUGUAUGGAGGUGGACAUCUGCGACCCGAAGGCGUCCUGCCAGUCCGAGGAGCCGUUGGCCAAAUGCGUUUGCAAUCCAGGAUAUGAUGGAGACGGAACCACUUGCAGUCCUAUCGACAAGUGCAGCUCGAACGCCGACUGCGCGGAAGGCGAGAUGUGCUCGUACAAUCCGAGCAACUCCCGGCACGAGUGCAGUUGCUCACCUGGCUACAGCAUGGUGGAUGAAAGGUGCGUGGUGUCCGAUUGCUCGACGAAUCCGAUGCAGUGCCACGUGAACGCACAAUGCGUGUCAGCUGGAGACGGGGGCUACCUAUGCGUCUGCAUCGAGGGCUACAACGGCGACGGGAUACGUCAAUGCGUCGAGGACCAUAUCGGCUGUAACGUCCUGAAUAAUUGCGGCAGGGACGCGGUCUGCGGCUACAACCAGACCUCCUCGAACUUCGCGUGCGUCUGCCAACCGGGAUUCUACGGCGACGGGUUCACGUGUCUUCCUCAAUCGUCUUGUCGACGUGAUCCAGCUCUUUGCUCGCCGGAUGCGACGUGCGUGCCGGCCGGGGACAAUCAAUUCGCCUGUGUGUGCAACGAGGGCUACAGCGGGGACGGGACUAGUUGCAAGCCUCGGCCGAAACACGAGUCGAACUUCCUGCUGGUCAACCAAGGAAUGGCCACGAUGAGGAUUCCGUUCGCGCCGACCUACGACAACCCGGGCAGCCCGAUCUACAUAGCGUACCAGCAAAUGGCCAUCGCGAUCGACAUCGACUGUCUGAACGGGAAAGCGUACGCGAGCGACAUCACCGGCAAUCGAAUAAUCGAGUUGAAUUACAACGGAUCGGCCGAGACGUUCCUGCCGAAAGUAAGCAGUCCCGAGGGACUGGCGGUCGAUUGGGUUUCGAGAAAUAUUUUCUGGACCGACUCCGGCAACGCUACCGUCGAGGUAGCCAAUCUCGAGACGAAGAAACGCAGGGUCCUCGUUUCCGACGGACUGGUCAAUCCUAGGGGGAUAGCUGUCCACCCGUUCCGGGGGAAGAUAUUCUGGUCCGAUUGGAACCGUGCCUCGCCGAAAUUGGAGUGGGCCAACGAGGACGGGACCGGCCGGGCAAUCUUCCUUCAAGGGGAUUACGUCAAGCUGCCGAAUUCAUUAAGUAUCGAUUGGGCGACGGAUGAGCUAUGCUGGGCGGACGCCGGAACGUUUACGAUAAGUUGCAUGGACAUCGAUAACAGGGAGAUCAACGUGGUGGCGAACGCGCUCACCUACCCCUUCGGACUGGCGAUCUCGCAGCAGAAUUAUUACUGGACCGACUGGAAGACCCACAAAAUCGAGGUUGCCAUGAAGAGCACCGGGGACAGGAAGCCGGCCAUAUCGAUACCACCCGGAGGAAGCGGUAAAUUAUACGGAAUAGUCGUCGUUCCUGAGUCCUGCCCAAGAGUGACGAACGCCUGCAAAUACGAAAACGGAAGGUGUAACAAGGACCAGUUGUGUCUGCCGGACGGCCAAGGUGGCAGGACGUGUGCGUGCGCGGACGACGCGGCAGGAUGCACCGAUUCUCAUUAACCAACAUAAUCGAUUGACCAGAAUCGAAAUCCGGCGACGCGGAACUCGGACGCGAAAGUGAAACAACAACGGAGGCAUCGGAGGCUUCGCGUCGGCCGCGAUGUGUCACUCAUUAAGUUCGCGUGUAAAUUAUAAUAAUAUUUCUUGAUAUGUUUAGUUUGUCGUCCACGUUUUCGUGUAACACACUUUUUUUUAUCUAAUAUAACCGCCGCGUGAUGCUGGCUGUAUGGUGCUGCGGCACGAUGCCGCGUUAUUUAAUAAAAGUUUAAGACAUUA